Messenger RNA from Passer domesticus (house sparrow), 2199 nucleotides. RefSeq names its product eukaryotic translation initiation factor 5 (gene EIF5). The coding region runs from base 602 to 1894 and encodes 430 amino acids. The record is from RefSeq and is a predicted model, not a curated record. Gene Ontology annotation, cellular component: cytosol. NCBI's taxonomy places the organism in Eukaryota, Metazoa, Chordata, Aves, Passeriformes, Passeridae. Gene Ontology annotation, biological process: translational initiation; formation of cytoplasmic translation initiation complex; formation of translation preinitiation complex. The transcript is spliced from 12 exons. Gene Ontology annotation, molecular function: GDP-dissociation inhibitor activity; eukaryotic initiation factor eIF2 binding; translation initiation factor activity.
GGGAGGGCACGGGGGGAGGGAGGCAAAGCUUUGAUUGAUAGCAGCUUUGACCAAUAGACGAGGGGAGCGGCGGGGUUUUAGCCAAUAGCUUCGCUGCGAGGCGAGCGGUGAGCCAAUGGCGAUGGUGGGGGGCGGGGCGCACCGCUGGCUGAUUGAUCCCAGCUCUGGCGUUGUUCAGUCGGAGCGAGAACAUUCUAGAGAUAGCCCGGCACCGCUCUCCCUGGUGAUACCGCCCGCCCCAGGACGCCGGGACCCGGAGGCUGCGGCGUCCGCCUCCGCCUCCCUCUCCGUCUGGAUAUAAGCGCCCCCUCGGCCCUGUUCUCCUCUCACAAUCGGCUUCGUCGCAGCCCGGGGCGAGCAGCGUUGGGUUUAUGUCUUUAUUGGACGAAAACGAGCUGUUGCGCAGCCACUGGUACCUGUAUUGGGGAAACAUAGCGUACAAGCAAGAACCUUACAGCCUCAGUGGCGAAAAUUUUUUCAUGUCAGAGACCGAGAACUCUUGCAGUCGUUUAUGUCAUCCCGUCUUCUCCAGACAGAAGAUACCAAAAAACUGCAAUCAAAGAUCUCUUCAUCUUAUUGAUAAAGCUACUAAUAAGGCAAAAUGUCUGUCAACGUCAACCGCAGUGUUUCAGAUCAGUUCUAUCGCUACAAAAUGCCCCGUCUGAUUGCCAAGGUGGAGGGCAAAGGAAAUGGAAUCAAGACAGUUAUAGUCAACAUGGUUGACGUUGCAAAGGCGCUUAAUCGGCCUCCAACGUAUCCUACCAAAUUUUUUGGUUGUGAGCUGGGAGCACAGACCCAGUUUGAUGUUAAGAAUGACCGUUACAUUGUCAAUGGAUCUCAUGAGGCGAAUAAGCUGCAAGACAUGUUGGAUGGAUUCAUUAAAAAAUUUGUUCUCUGUCCUGAGUGUGAGAAUCCUGAAACUGAUCUGCAUGUCAAUCCUAAGAAACAAACUAUAGGUAACUCUUGCAAAGCCUGUGGCUAUCGAGGCAUGCUUGACACAAACCAUAAACUCUGCACGUUCAUUCUCAAAAACCCACCUGAAAGUGGUGACACUGGUACAGGAAAGAAAGAAAAGGAGAAGAAGAACAGAAAAGGCAAGGACAAAGAGAAUGGUUCUGUGUCCAGCAAUGAGACACUUCCACCCCCACCACCAGAGGAGAUUACUCCUCCACAGGUUGUGGAGGAGGAGGAUGAUGAUGACUGGGGUGAGGACACAACAGAAGAAGCCCAGAGGCGUAGAAUGGAUGAAAUCAGUGACCAUGCGAAGAACCUCACACUUAGUGAAGACCUGGAAAGAACUGUAGAAGAGAGAGUCAACUUACUAUUUGAUUUUGUAAAGAAAAAGAAGGAAGAAGGUGUCAUCGAUACUUCUGACAAAGACAUUGUAGCAGAAGCAGAGAGACUGGAUGUAAAGGCUAUGGGCCCGCUUGUGCUCACUGAAGUCCUUUUUGACGAAAAGAUUCGUGAACAAAUCAGGAAAUACAGACGUCACUUCCUUCGUUUCUGCCACAACAACAAGAAAGCUCAGAGGUACCUUCUCCAUGGCUUCGAGUGUGUGGUAGCUAUGCAUCAGUCUCAGCUUAUUUCAAAAAUACCACAUAUUUUGAAGGAAAUGUAUGAUGCAGAUCUUCUGGAAGAAGAAGUCAUCCUUGGCUGGGCAGAAAAGGCCUCAAAGAAAUACGUUUCAAAGGAACUUGCCAAAGAAAUCCGUGUCAAAGCAGAACCAUUUAUUAAAUGGCUGAAGGAAGCUGAAGAAGAAUCUUCCGGUAAUGAAGAAGAGGAUGAAGAUGAAAACAUAGAGGUGGUGUACUCCACAACUGCCAGUGUACCUAAAGUUGAAACUGUGAAGCCUGCAAACAAUAAAGAUGAUGAUAUCGAUAUUGAUGCCAUUUAAAGUGAUGCAAAAUAGCUUCCAGCAUAGUAAUGCAAACUUCUCUGCGUUUUCUGCCAGAAGUGUGACUUGUAUGUGCACAAGCUGAAAUGGCUUAACAUCCUGCUACUUUGUACUCUAAAAUGUAUCUUUUUACUGUGACUGGUCUUGUGUAACUAAGCCUAAUACCAAGGAGUCAGCACGUCGGUGAACUGAUCUAGUUUGCAACUGGCAUGUUCUAUUUUGUUUUUCUAACUUGUGUUGGACACAUACUUGGAGCACAUUUAUACAGUUGUGGAAAUAAAGGAUUUGGUUUUGGUCAAUCUUCA